AUGGCCAAGCAAGCAGUCUUCAUCUUUAGAGUUGGGGUGGUGAUGGUGGUCAGUGACGUAGUGAUCUCUAUCGUGGAGGCCGGUUUGUUCUUCAAGAUGCGUAAUCCGCUACAAGAGCUCGUCAGGCUGUUCAGGCAUCCAAAUCAUGCGUGCCCGUAACAGCCGUGGUGGAUCUCGUACGCUACGGGACAGGAACGGUAGAAUGCAAUGCUUGCCGAGAGAGAGACUCGAUCCCUGCGGAUGUUCACCUGCUGAUGCCUCCAGCGAACUGGGCGAUGCCUCCUGUUGACCAACUUGACGUUCGAUCUUUUGGGCAACCGAUGUUUGUCCACCUUCUCGCCAGAAAGCAACAAGUCUAGCUGCCGUGUUCAUGUUGAAUUGUUGUAGUAACUCCUUUGUCGAGAUGGAUGCGCAACGGUAGCGAAUCACGUCCACAACAGUGGGCAGGAGCGCACCCCCCGACUCGGAUAUAGACCCCACCGUUCGCGCUAUAGCUCCGGAAGGACUUAUGUGUGGCAAAAAUAGGGUUCAUAUUUGAUGCACAUGUUGUCUCGGUCAAAGAACGCUCGAAUCCGAAAACAACGCUACUGCUCUUCUCGCAUAGCGCGUCGCGUGCUGUGUAGCCACGAGUCUCUUCGGAGGCUCGCAGGCGGGUUACUAAGCAUUGUAGCGAGGCGGAUGACGCGCUGCUUUCGUGUGAUGUGGUCGCGCGCCCUCAUGCGUAGUCGGGAAUUUCGAGAGAAUCUAUGACACGUCUGACGUCGCCCGCAAACCGCACAUAUUUUUUGCGUUGGGUAAAGUGUGUCGUCCGGUGCAUUGAUGCGUUAUCUUUUGUCGGGAUGCCACGACUACGGCAGCGUGAAUGAUAUCUACGGUACUCUUUGAUGAAUAUCUCCUGCCCCAUGUGAAUGGGCGGAGAGCACUGAACAAAUCCUGCCGUCCUGCCAACUCAACACAUUUUCCAAUAUCUGCCUGUUAUUGGAGACGAAUUCGAUGCUUGGUGUGUACGCGUAGUGGGCAGAUUUGUUCGGUGGAUGUCGGAAGUGUCGUCAUAUUCCACCUAGUUCGUGCACAACCCACUUGAUGUUCGGAAGCAUGCUGUGCUGUAUGGAGCAUGCAUCUGGUGUGCAUCAAACUCCGAAGCAAUUAAGAACGACUGUAUUUUGACCACUGCACUACGUCAACACCCACCUCUAACGCUCCCCCCUCUCCACCCCUGUGCCUA
Messenger RNA from Ectocarpus sp. CCAP 1310/34, 1225 nucleotides. The record is from the annotation of a GenBank genome assembly. NCBI's taxonomy places the organism in Eukaryota, Phaeophyceae, Ectocarpales, Ectocarpaceae.